ACCUAAAAUAUGAAAAUAUUUCAUUUUGACGUUGUGAAUGUAUUUAAAACAAUUACUUUAAUUAUUUUGAUAAAUAGCAAAAGUGUAUUUUUAAAAGAAUCUGUGAUAACCGCCAUUGACCAGAGAGGAGAUCGCUUGAACUUUACCGAGCUCGCGGUUUUGUUGGGGCUUCCUGUUGAAGAAUACGACGUGAUCACUGAAGAUGGCUACAUUCUCGGUAUAUACCGCAUCCCUGGUCUACUAAAACCGCCCACUCUUCUUGUGCACGGUAUAGAGCUAGCAGCUGACAGUUGGCUACUACGUGGGCACGCGUCUCUACCCAUUGUACUAGCAAAAUUAAACCAUGACCUUUGGUUUGCAAAUGUUAGAGGAAACGUAUACUCCAGAAGACAUGUCCACUUGAACCCGGAUAUUGAUAAAGAAUUUUGGGAUUUCUCCUUCCACGAGCACGGCUACUACGACUUGGCGACUACUAUUGACACAGUGUUAAACAAAACCAACUCAUUACAAAUAAAUGCAAUCGGUUAUUCGCAAGGGUACAUUACAGUACUCACGAGCACCAGACCCGAAUAUAAUGCUAAAAUUAAUUUGACAAUUUAUCUCGCGCCGAUAGCUUACUUAAACAAACUUCAACCACCUCUGUUGUAUUCAAUUGCAUUUUCCCCUGAGAUAAAUGUUAUUUUGAAGAAGCUAGGAAUGUAUGAAUUCUUUGGAUACAACAGCCAGCUAACUGUGAAAUUGAGAAAAUUGUGUACGGACCCCGAAUUGAGCUACGCGGCAUGCGCUUAUGGGUACGCUUUCCCGAUAGCCGGAUAUGAUCCUGAUCAGUUAGAACCUCCUUUCUAUCGCAUCACUAACUAUUAUUUUCCGGUUGGGUCAUCGCGAAAGAAUUUGAUACACUUCGGCCAAAUCGGACGGACUGGCAGAUUGGCACAGUACGAUUACGGUCCACUUAAAAAUAUGGCUGUUUACAACGCUUCUAUUCCUCCAAAAUAUAAUUUGACGAACGUACGCAGCCCUGUAGUCAUUAUGGUAGGGCGGGGAGACAAGCUGGCGACAAUCGAGAAUGCAGUAGCUUUACGAUAUCAGCUGCCAAAUGUCAAGCAGUUUGUAGUGCUUCCGCGGACUGAAGCUAACCACCUUGACUUCAUCUGGGGCAGGACUAUGGCCGAUUACUUGUAUCCAUAUAUUUUAAACGCUCUUGGUUAUUAAUAAAUAUUGAAAUCAUUAUGAUAUUCUUAAUUUGUUGACAUAAU
Molecule: messenger RNA, 1256 nt
Organism: Pieris napi
Lineage: Eukaryota; Metazoa; Arthropoda; Insecta; Lepidoptera; Pieridae
Product: lipase 3-like
Exons: 1
Coding region: 10-1212 (400 amino acids)
Biological process (GO): lipid metabolic process
Molecular function (GO): hydrolase activity, acting on ester bonds
Source: RefSeq, a predicted model, not a curated record